Messenger RNA from Clunio marinus, 321 nucleotides. The record is from the annotation of a GenBank genome assembly. NCBI's taxonomy places the organism in Eukaryota, Metazoa, Arthropoda, Insecta, Diptera, Chironomidae.
AUGACAAUCAAGCUAAUAAAGACAAGCAGGGAUCAGUUACCACAUCAUCAACGAAACGAAACAAAAUCAAUUAUGAGAUUAAAAUUUGGUUUAAAAAAAGCGCCUAAUUUGUGGGAAAUGUCUCUUUCUCAGAUGAUGGUUUUACUGGUUGAAUUUAAAGGCGAAGUAGCAGUAAAAUUGAGAAAACCUUUAUUCUUAUCGGGUCUUUGGAAAACAACAAACGAGGUGUUGUGGGUGUUUUUGUGUGUCGCUGCUAUUGGCAUUCUUAAUCUUUAUUAUGAAAAGCAAUUAGAUUUACUCGACAUGCCGUUUUUCAUAUAG